Molecule: messenger RNA, 189 nt
Organism: Blastomyces dermatitidis ER-3
Lineage: Eukaryota; Fungi; Ascomycota; Eurotiomycetes; Onygenales; Ajellomycetaceae
Exons: 4
Coding region: 1-189 (62 amino acids)
Source: RefSeq, a predicted model, not a curated record
AUGUCAGCCUCAUUAGCCCCAGAAUGCAACAACAUAAAAGAGAAAUACGAAACGUGCUUUCUCAAAUGGUAUAGUGAAAAGUAUCUGCGCGGUAAUACCACGGACAAGGACUGUGCAAAGGUCUUCGAAGAGUACCAGAAAUGCCUAUCACUCAUUUUACCUCGGGACGAUGCCACUGACCAACUGUAG